AUGAAAACUAAAAAUUGCCGGACUUGUCUUAAUUGAAGGUUAGGCAUAAGGUUAGCAGUGUGGUUAAGAUUAGGUUUGAAAUCACAUUUUAAGAAGAUAAUUUGUAGAAAUAGGCGGGGUUUAUGACUUUGUGGUUGUAGUAACUAGUGACAACCGUUUCACUGGAAGUAUAGCGAGUUCACUACUUAAAAAUCCAGUUUCAUGAUUCACUUCAUUAAUAAAUCAUCUGAUUCGCUGUCAUGGCGCAAUAUGCAGCUUGUCCUGCGUUCCAGCUUGGAAGACCUCGAUAUGAUCAGAGUACCUUUCUUGGCCGGCUGAGACACUUUGUAGCGAUCAUCGACCCCAGCACACUCUUUGUGUCUGAGAAACGAUUGAGAGAAUGCGUCAAACUCCUGGAUGAUUUUCAACAUGGAACACUACCACCUGGAGUUACAGAUCUACAGCUAUGGGAAGCCCAAAAGGUGAAGCAGGCCAUCAUUCAUCCUGACACAGGAGAGAAGAUCUUCAUGCCUUUCCGAAUGUCAGGUUAUGUCCCAUUUGGAACACCAAUUGUUGUGGGCCUUCUUCUUCCAAAUCAGACUGUGGUAUCUACUAUUUUCUGGCAGUGGCUGAACCAAAGUCACAAUGCCUGUGUCAACUACUCAAACCGCAAUGCUACUAAGCCUACACCAACAUCCACGUUUCUUCAAGGUUACUUCGGAGCUGUGACCAGUGCUGUCUCCCUUGCGGUGGGACUGAAUGUACUGAUUCAGAGAGCCAACAGGUUGAGUCCAGCAACCCAAAUAAUCAUACAGAGACUCAUCCCUUUCCCAGCUGUGGCCAGUGCCAACAUUUGCAAUGUGGGCCUCAUGAGGCACAAUGAGCUGUCGGAGGGCAUCGACGUGCUGGACGGAAAUGGGAACGUGGUGGGCUCCUCAAAGAUUGCUGCCAAACAUGCAAUUAUGGAAACUGCCUUUACCAGAGUGGUCCUCCCGAUGCCAAUCUUUGUCCUUCCUCCCAUCAUCAUGUCCUACCUAGAAAAACUUCCAUUCCUGCAGAUGAAUCGGAGGCUGUUGCUGCCCAUCCACAGCCUGGUGUGUCUGGCUACCUUCAGCCUCUCGCUGCCCCUGGCCAUCAGCCUAUUCCCACAGAUGUCUCAGAUUGAGGUGUCUCAGCUUGAGCCUGAAAUUGCCAUGGCAACCAAUAGCAAGGUGGUGACCUACAACAAGGGAUUGUGAGGACCGUCCCGGGAACAGUGAUUCAAAUGAGCCUCCUUUUUGAUUGGCUGUCACUGACACUCCAGUUUCCCCACUAAUGGAUUGGCGGAAGGGAAGCUUAU
Molecule: messenger RNA, 1318 nt
Organism: Oncorhynchus mykiss (rainbow trout)
Lineage: Eukaryota; Metazoa; Chordata; Actinopteri; Salmoniformes; Salmonidae
Source: RefSeq, a predicted model, not a curated record